AUGAGCAAGAAAAAGGGCGAGGAUGAACACGAGGACGAGGCCAAGGAUUGGGGGGCAAGUUCGCCAUCAAGCGACUACAUGAGGUGGGAAGUCAUUGUAUAUUUAUACAGUGAACUCACAGGCGAUGCAUUUGACAAUCCAGUUGACGUACUGUGGAACUGCAUUCUCCAUGCCUACUUCAGACUCGAACAAAACUACCUGAUUGGGGCUUUGGGGGACCCAGGUGAGAUGUCGGACAUUGGAGCUGACCUUGCUGUCCGAUGUGUCCGUCACACUGAUGGUGUCACACAAACCUCAAAGCUUGUUCUGAUCGGGAACAGCCGCAUCAGCGACGAGAGCUCAUACUCUGCUUGGUCGGCGGCAACAGAACGACUCCUGGACUAUCUGAAGCAGGCGCGUGUGGAAAAUGCAUCAUCCAACGAGGCUAUCUAUGGCGGCAUUGUCUCUGUGGGGCAUUAUUCCCGGUACUACACUCUCUUCCCAGGCAUGGACACAUUAUCCUGUUUCAGUUCUCGCCGUAUGGAGUAUAUUGGAGCGCCAUUGCAUUUUAAGGAGGACGAAUAUUCGAUGCACACACUCCUGGAAGAGCUUCUCGAGGUCACAUCAAAUGGCAUUUUGGGGAGUCAGGCGGGCGCCGUAUUUCCGAGACAUGAUUCGGUGGAAUUAGUUGCCACUUAUAGAAGAGUCUUUGCCUUAUUUCAUCUUCUGUGUUAG
Messenger RNA from Emericellopsis atlantica, 714 nucleotides. RefSeq lists its product as uncharacterized. The record is from RefSeq and is a predicted model, not a curated record. NCBI's taxonomy places the organism in Eukaryota, Fungi, Ascomycota, Sordariomycetes, Hypocreales, Bionectriaceae. Bases 1 to 714 code for a protein of 237 amino acids. The transcript is spliced from 2 exons.